This is a messenger RNA of Melitaea cinxia (Glanville fritillary), 1303 nucleotides long. RefSeq lists its product as uncharacterized. The record is from RefSeq and is a predicted model, not a curated record. Gene Ontology annotation, molecular function: odorant binding; olfactory receptor activity. Gene Ontology annotation, cellular component: plasma membrane. The transcript has 7 exons. Gene Ontology annotation, biological process: detection of chemical stimulus involved in sensory perception of smell; sensory perception of smell. Lineage: Eukaryota; Metazoa; Arthropoda; Insecta; Lepidoptera; Nymphalidae. Bases 4 to 1236 code for a protein of 410 amino acids.
GACAUGGAUGAAACUUUUCAAGUUUUCGAUCAGGUCCUAUCUUUCGCCGGUAUUACGAUAUUCUCUAAACAAAACUGGAAUUCGAAAAAAUGGUUGCUCUUUCAGUGUCUAACCUUUUUCGUCGGUGUCCUGACUUUUGUUUUCACUACCGGAUUCGUGCUAUCCAAUGUUUCUGAUCUCCUGAUAUGCAUCCAGGGCGCAUGUGUGUGGACGACGGGGGUCAUAAUGUUCUUUUCGCUUGGAAUAUGUUUAGUUUUCAGGAAGGAGUUUCGUUUGUUCCUUGAGGAGAUUAUUUUCGACGACUGCGCUCUGAAAAUUCCUUUAAUACAAAAUAUUUUAUGGUUGAAACCGAGUCGAGGAAAGUUAAAGGAGUUGAAGGAGUUGGUUGUAGAGUCCCAGGAGAACUUAUUCAGAUUUACAAGGGUUUUGUUAAAAAUUUACGUUGCAAGCGUUUGGCUGUGUGUGACCCUCUACCUGUGUGGACCGAUAUACGUUAUGUGGAGUAAAAAGGACAAGUCGCUGCGUUUACUAGCAUUCGACAUGUGGUUUCCUUGGGGUCUGGAGAACUUUACCAUUUACGUUGCCUCGUUCCUGUUCCACGCAUACGCCGGAUACUUGUGUUGCAUCGUUUACCCAGGUCUGCAAUCUAUGAUAAUCCUACUAAUUGGUCAAAUAAUACGCCAACUUAGGAUUUUAACGUUUAUAUUACUGCAUUUGGACAAAAUAGUCGAAGAACUGGUAGACGAAAGGGGUGAGAAAUGGCAAGCGGGUUGUACUUUGGUGCUAACACAAUGUGUUAAUCAUUAUAUCAACAUUAAAAGAUUUUUAAACAGAUUGAAUGUAAUAUGCCGGCAAUUUUACUUGGCUUUAAUAUUGGUAGCUAUAAUGCUUGUCUGUGUGUGUUCUGUGAAGAUAGCAAUUUCGAAUAAACUUUCCCCAGAUAUAAUGAAGUACUACGUUCACGAGUUCUGUUUUAUCUUAGUUGUUCUAAUGUUCUGUUCGCUGGGACAGCAAGUCGACAAUGAGUGUGAAAAACUAGAGGCAGCUGUCACAGAGAAAUGGUACAUUUAUAACGCAAGCCACAAGGUCAAUGUACGAAUCUUCAAAAUGGCUCUCAGUCAGAGGAUGCCUAUAUACAUUUUUGGCUCGGUGACUCUUUCCUUACCGACCUUUACUUGGUUUAUCAAGACAGGGAUGUCCUUCUUCACUUUAGUGAUGUCAGUACUUGAAAACUAAAAAAAAAAAAUUAAACUAAAAUACAAGUUGUCCUAACACAAUAAGUACAAUAGUGUUAUUAAAGUAG